ACUGGAAAUAGAUCAAAUUCCCAAAUAAAGGUUAAUGUGUAUUGUUUAUUUUUUUUUUUGUUUUUUUGUUUGUUUCUUUUAUUGAGCACAUUCUUCAAAAACUCCUAUUUCAAACACAAACUGUUUUUUUUUUUUUUGGUUUUUUUUUACAGGGUGGGAACUCCAGCAUGGAAAUCUAUCUAAACUACUGAUCUCAGAACACCCACUGAUCAUAUUUCAUGGUCAAUAAUGGAUUCAGUGGUGCAAUCUGAGGUUAUUCUCUCCGUUUACAUCAUUUCCUUCGUGAUUGGCCUCCCUGCAAAUCUCCUGGCACUUUAUGCCUUCAGUGUCAAGAUCCACUGCAAACCACUUCCCACAGACAUCCUACUUCUGAACCUGACUGUGUCCGACCUGCUUUUCUUGAUCAUCCUUCCUUUCAAGAUGCACGAGGCAGCAUCAGGCAUGAAAUGGACUCUGCCAAACUUCAUAUGCUCCAUCACCUCCUUCACUUUCUUCUCCACAAUCUACACCAGCUCCUUGCUGCUGAUGGCGAUCAGCGUGUUCCGCUACUUAGGAGUGGCAUAYCCCAUCACCUUCCAAAGACUGCAGAAACCCGUGUACCCCAUCGUCAUCAGUGCCGUGAUCUGGCUGAUGUCAGCGGGACAGUGCAGCACCGUCAUCUUCAUCCAGCACCACCCGUCGCUGGCCAGCCCCAAUUCUACCGUCUGCUAUGAAAACUUCACAGAGAAGCAGCUGGAGGUCCUUCUCCCAGUACGUUUACAGUUUUUCUUUGUGCUCUGCCUUGUGCCUCUUCUGAUUUCCAUCUACUGCUACCUGUGCUUGAUUCUGAUUUUGUACAGCCGUCCCAGGAUAUCAAGGCUGCAGAAGAAAAAGACUAUCGGGAUGGCUUUAGGGACUCUUGCAGUCUUCCUCAUUUGUGUCCUGCCGUAUAAUUUUUCUCAUUUAUUAGGUUACUUCCAGGGUAAAAGCCCACAGUGGAGGUACUACACUUUAUUGCUUAGUACAUUAAACACUUGUAUUGACCCCAUCAUCUUUUAUUUUUCCUCCUCCAUCUUCCAUUGUACCAGCAAAAAAUCCAUUUUCAAGAAGCAUGGACUUAAUGUUGUACAAACACCGAGUCCUAGCUCUAGCUGAUAGCAAAACAUUAUAAAAACAUAAACACAAAGCUGAAGUGCUCAUAUUGAAGUCAUAGCCACACUUGCGUCGUUUCAUAUUCGUCUAAACACCUUUGACGUGUCUCCAGUUA
This is a messenger RNA of Austrofundulus limnaeus, 1246 nucleotides long. Its product is annotated as free fatty acid receptor 2. The record is from RefSeq and is a predicted model, not a curated record. Gene Ontology annotation, cellular component: plasma membrane. The coding region runs from base 229 to 1134 and encodes 301 amino acids. Gene Ontology annotation, biological process: G protein-coupled receptor signaling pathway; cellular response to fatty acid. Gene Ontology annotation, molecular function: G protein-coupled receptor activity. Lineage: Eukaryota; Metazoa; Chordata; Actinopteri; Cyprinodontiformes; Rivulidae. The transcript is spliced from 2 exons.